This is a messenger RNA of Paracoccidioides lutzii Pb01, 453 nucleotides long. Its product is annotated as 60S ribosomal protein L34. The coding region runs from base 1 to 453 and encodes 150 amino acids. The record is from RefSeq and is a predicted model, not a curated record. The transcript has 2 exons. Gene Ontology annotation, molecular function: structural constituent of ribosome. Gene Ontology annotation, cellular component: mitochondrial large ribosomal subunit; ribosome. Gene Ontology annotation, biological process: translation.
AUGUCCUAUCUACACUGCGCAAGAACAUCAACGAUUCUCUCAUCCAAAUUCCUCCUUCAAUCUCUCCCGCGAAUCCACAACAAAUCUAUCCCCUCUCUCCUCACAGAAUCUCAAUCCCGCCCUUUCUCCCAUCUCCUCUCCCACCAACACAUCCCCGCACAACAAUCGCCAACUAACACAUCCCCCUUCCGCCUCUUUCAGCCAUCCAUUACCCCCGCGCAACCAACGACAACAACGCUCUCUCCAUCUGUAUCCCUGUUAGCAUUAAUUCCCGGUGCGACUGCUCGCCCAUUCUCCGCCUCAGCAGCCCUGGGCGGAAAGCGGGAUACAUACAACCCCAGCCGGAGGGUACAGAAACGCCGCCACGGUUUCCUGGUGCGAUUGAAGACGAAUAGUGGACGGAAGAUUUUGGCUAGGAGACGGGCGAAAGGGAGGAAGUUUUUGAGUUGGUAG